This is a messenger RNA of Falco peregrinus (peregrine falcon), 1675 nucleotides long. RefSeq names its product pepsin B-like. Lineage: Eukaryota; Metazoa; Chordata; Aves; Falconiformes; Falconidae. Gene Ontology annotation, molecular function: aspartic-type endopeptidase activity. Gene Ontology annotation, biological process: proteolysis. The record is from RefSeq and is a predicted model, not a curated record.
GCCACGAUGUUUGGGUCACUCUUCUCUUUGCUGCGCUAAGAGCUGGUCUCUUAUCGGAUGAUAACAAUUUGUUCUUGCCGUCAAAGGUGUGUGUUGCUCUAUUCUCACCGAAGCGCCUCGCUAAGGACACAAACUCCUCAAAAUCCCCGUGGCCCAAAAUACAAAGAAGCUGGGGGUGCGCCUGGUGGUAAUGGAAAAUGGAGGUCAGCAGAUAAGGGAGGGGGUGUCGCUGCUUCCCAGUAUAAAACCAGGGAGGCUGGGCAGCUUGGUUCGCUGCUGUGGUCUCUGAGAGGGUGUCCGAGGACCAGCAGACAACUCCGGCACCAUGAAGUGGCUCAUCCUGGCUCUCGUGUGCCUCCAGCUCUCGGAGGGGUUGGUGAGAAUCAAACUGAAGAAAGCCAAGUCUAUACGUGAGAAGAUGAGGGAGGCUGGAGUGCUGGAUGAAUACCUGAAGAAGAUCAAAUAUGAUCCAGCUAAGAAAUACCUCUUCAGUAAGGACUAUGUCGUGUAUGAGCCGAUGACCAGCCACCUGGAUUCCUCCUACUUCGGGGAGAUCAGCAUCGGGACCCCCCCCCAAAACUUCAUGGUGCUCUUCGACACCGGCUCCUCCAACCUGUGGGUGCCCUCCGUCUACUGCCAGUCGCAGGCGUGCACCAACCACGCGUUAUUCCAGCCCAGUGACUCCUCCACCUUCGUCAACAACGGCCAGUCCUUCACCCUUUCCUACGGCAGCGGCUCGCUCUCAGUGGUGCUGGGCUAUGACACAGUGACAGUCCAGAGCAUCGUGGUCACCAACCAGGAGUUUGGGCUCAGCGAGAGCGAGCCAACCCAGCCUUUCUACUACGCCGAUUUUGAUGGGAUCAUGGGAAUGGCCUACCCUUCGCUGGCAGUGGGAGGGACACCCACUGUGCUGCAGGGCAUGCUGCAGCAGAACCAGCUCACCGAGCCCAUCUUCAGCUUCUAUUUCUCUCGCCAACCCACCUACAACUAUGGGGGAGAACUGGUUCUCGGAGGAGUUGACACCAAGUUCUUCAAUGGGGACAUUAUGUGGGCACCGGUGUCCCAGGAGCUUUACUGGCAGGUCGCAAUUGAUGAGUUUGCUAUUGGGCAGUCAGCAACCGGCUGGUGCAGCGAGGGCUGCCAGGCUAUCGUGGACACGGGGACGUUCCUGCUGACGGUGCCCCAGAAUUACAUGGAGAUCUUCGUUGAGUCCCUGGGCGCCCAGCAGACCAGUGAGGGUUACGCAGUUGACUGCAAUGAGGUGCAGAACAUGCCCGCCAUCACCUUCGUCAUCAAUGGAGCUCAGCUCCCACUCUACCCCUCUGCCUAUGUCAUGAACAACAACGGGUACUGCACUCUUGGGAUUGAGGUCACCUACCUGCCUUCCCAGAACGGGCAGCCGCUCUGGAUCUUGGGUGACGUCUUCCUCAAGGAGUACUACACUGUCUUUGACAUGGCUAACAACCGCAUUGGCUUUGCCCAGUCAGCGUAGAGGAAAAAACCAGCAAAAUCCAGCCCCUCUCCAGGCCAAACGCACCUUAGGCAGCAUUGCUGGAGCGCUGCAGGGUUCCUGUAGCCUAAAGGAACAUAUGUUCCUUUAUGUGCCUGCAUGGCUCCCUGUCCUUCCAGGAUUUCUGUCUAAGUGUGCCCUCACGGUCUCCCGUUACAAAUAAAC